AUGCUUCCAGACAACUGUCCUUCAUCCACAGCGAAGGUCACCAUGGUAGACGGCGGUGUCAGACUCAUGCGUCGGCUGUUGGAAGACCCCAACUGGUCGGUUUUUAGCAGACCUCUGGAGCCAGAAGUACACCAGACCCGAGUCUCUCCUGGGUUCUAUUCUAUUGUACCAUUAGCCAAGGACAAGAAGGCCGAGGGUGAGGGUAAAAAGAAUCCCCCGCUCAAGGUCGGCAAGCAGACGGUUGUCAGCGCAGGACCAGUGAUGAUGCACAAUUGGCAGAAUCCAGAAGCACCAGAAGCACCCAGCAUUGUCGUCUGGGAUGAUUAUGGAGUCUCUGAAGCAAACAUGAACGACUACAUCUACAAUCUGGACCAAAACAACCCAACAUCAAAGGUGCUUCUCUACCAGAUGCAUGCCCCUCUUUGUAAGGGAGUUCUCUGGGAGGAUUUCCGGCCAUUCAAGAAGAGCAUUGCCAAAAGUAGACACCUCCCGAAAGUCUUGGUCGUGAUCGAAAUGGACGACCUUCGUGCUCAGGGAUUUAAUAUUUCUCGUGGCAUAUCGUGGGAGAAAACUAUGGAGGAUUUCCGAGGCAACGUCAGUGGAAUUCUGAACGAGCUGAAGCUCCCGUGGUACAUGCAUCUGAUUGUGCACUGUGGCUACGAAGCUGCAAUCUAUGUGGCAGAGCGGCCUGAACAAGAUGCAGAAGUCCCGCCACCGACCAAAUUUGUUACCUACAUGGUUCCAAACAUGGCAGAGGGUCAAAUCCUUCGUCCCUACAACGGAUCUAUGCCAGGCAUUGACAUUGCUUUUGUCACUGGGUUGGCUGCAUCACUGGUCAAGGAGUCUAAUAGCGCCCUGGACAAUCUGGAGCCUGUGACUGUAGGACAGGCCAUUGAGGUCGCCAUCGCCCGGUCCCAUCGAUUUGCAUUGUCCGGAUUCCUCCCAGAUGCUAAUGGUGCCAUCGACUAUCCGAAGGCCCAGGACGUCACCAAUGCUGAACUCCCCAGACCUGGGAUCGUUCAUAUCGACAGCAACUGGUUCAAGAACGACGAUGAUGGAAAAUGGUCUCUUUUUAGUCUUGCUGAGACGUGGAAGGAACACGUUGCUGCUGAGACGGUCAAGACAGGCACAAAGUUCAUCGAAGCAUUCGUGCCCACUGCUGAGUAUGGUUCUCUGGUGACAGCAGACAGAUCUGAGAUUGAAGGCUUUCGAUCUGCUGAAAUUGUCAUUAAGCAAUACAUCGAUGGCGAUGUGCAAAAGCCAUUAUCGAUCGCCGUAUUUGGCCAGCCUGGCUCCGGCAAAUCCUUCGGUGUGAAGAAGGUCAUCGAGGCAGUCAUUAAUGACAAGAAGCAAAAGCCAAUUGAAGCCAAUCUCUCUCAAUUUGUCGACUACAAAGACUUGUUGAAUAUCUUUGAUAGCAUCAGGGAUAUGUCGUCGAAAGGUAAUCAUGUCCCCGUUGUGCUCUUUGACGAGUUUGAUUCUCCUCUUGGCAGCAAAGCUUUGGGCUGGUUGAAGUACUUCCUGGCCCCCAUGCAGGAUAACCAAUACCUCCACAAGGGCACGAUGCGAUCUCUGGGACGUGCCAUCUUUGUAUUCAUUGGAGGUACUUCGAGCUCCUUUGAGGAGUUCAGUCAAGUCGGAGGGGUCAUCCGCCAAGUCCAGGCACCCGCUCAAGCACCCGUUGAAGGUGUUGUUGGAGGAGACAACGCUGGUGACCGAGAUGAGAUGGAACAAUAUGAGAAGCAGGCAAAGAAACCUGACUUCAUUAGUCGACUCAGCGCGCACAUUAAUGUUGCAGGCCCCAACCCGCCCAAGCCAGGUAACCCGGCUGUUAACGUCAAUGACGACAAGAUGGUUAUCAUGCGACGAGCUAUGCUACUUCGCAGUUUGCUUGAAACGCGCCUCGAUAUGAAGAAGAAGGCAAUCCAAGUCGAUGAGACGCUUCUCAUGGCUCUGUUGAAGCAUGAAAGAUUCCCUCACGGCAGUCGAUCACUGGAGCUUAUCUUGCAAUCUAGCAGGGUGUCCAGUGGCCAGAAGCUUCAGCCUUCGGCUCUACCUCCGGACAGCCAGCUGGCAAUGCAUUUGAACCUUAUAGAAUACAAGGCGGCGAUGAGUAACAAGCUCCAUGAAACUGAGCUUCGCCCUUAUGACGUUAUCCUGUAUAACAAGCUCAGGUGGGCUGCCUGGGCGCGGGAUAGGCUGCUGAGAGGUGAAGUAGCAGGCUAA
Molecule: messenger RNA, 2226 nt
Organism: Fusarium graminearum PH-1
Lineage: Eukaryota; Fungi; Ascomycota; Sordariomycetes; Hypocreales; Nectriaceae
Exons: 1
Coding region: 1-2226 (741 amino acids)
Molecular function (GO): ATP binding; ATP hydrolysis activity
Source: RefSeq, a predicted model, not a curated record